Messenger RNA from Pyricularia oryzae 70-15, 1409 nucleotides. RefSeq lists its product as uncharacterized. The transcript is spliced from 2 exons. NCBI's taxonomy places the organism in Eukaryota, Fungi, Ascomycota, Sordariomycetes, Magnaporthales, Pyriculariaceae. Bases 1 to 1332 code for a protein of 443 amino acids. The record is from RefSeq and is a predicted model, not a curated record.
AUGGCGGCAUUUGGCUUCAACCCAGCUUCGGCAGUGAAGCUGCUGUUGCUGGCGCUGCUGAUACCGCCAGUCUCGCGCUACUUCGCGGGCAGGUACUACACCCUGUCGCGCAUCUACGCCAACCGGCCGCACAAGCUGCCGCCCGUCAACGCGUCCUUUGUGGCGACCACCGAGGCGGGCGGCAGCGGCGGCCGUCACGCCGUCUUGUUCGCGGACCGGAUCCGGAACUGCGAGGACGGGUUCGUGGUGCCCGAGCUCGGCGUGGCGUUUCUGAGCUGCGACCCCGGCCGCGACGGCUGGAACACCGUCAUGGGCGCCUUCGCCGAGGACCAGGACGCCAACCCCGGCGGGCAGAUCUGGCUGUACCGGUACGCCAAGGACGUGGUCGCCGCAGACGACGACGCGACCAUGAGGCUGCAGAGGCUCGGCCUGUCGGGCUUCCCGGAGCCGAACAAGUUCCACCCCAUCGGCAUCGCCUACGACCACCCGACGAGGACGCUGUUUGUGCUGAACAAUGACGUGCGGGGCCCGCGGUUGGAGGUGUUUCGCUACAAGCCGUCGAUAAUCUCGCCGGUGCUCAAGCACCUCGGGACCAUCGAGGACCCGCUGAUAUACUCGCCCAACUCGGUCGAGGUGGUCAGCAGCACCGAGCUCUACAUCACCAACGACCACCGCUUCCCGGCGCGCUACCACCCGACCCUGUCCACCCUGGAGAACUAUUUGCUCUUUGCAAAGGGUACAGUCGUGCGGGUGAAGCUGUCGUCCAAGCUGUCGACCAUGGAGUCCAUCCGCACCGUCGCAUCGCUUCCGUUCGCCAACGGCAUCGCGCGCCUCAACGAGUCCACCAUGGUCGUGGCCUCGACCAACACGGCCAGCAUUCACUUUUACAGCAUGCCGGCUGCGGCAGCAGCAACAAACAAAGAGGAGGACCAAGGAGAGCAGCUGCCGCUCACCGGCGUGGUCAAGUUGCCAUUCUUGCCGGACAACCUCUCGGUGGACGAAAAGGGCAAGUUAUUGAUCGCGGGACACCCAUCGCCGCCGGAGCUGACUCAGGUCAGCCGAUCCCGGGCGCUGUGCCAGGACGAGCGGGUGCGGAACCCCAAGGCCGAGGACCCGAAACACUGCCGCAAAGCCAUGGCGCCGAGCUGGGCCGCCGAGUGGACAGAAGCCGGCGGCUUGAGGGAUCUGUACGUCUCCAGAGGCGGGGAGGCGGGUGGCUACGGGACGACUGCAACGGCUGUGAGGGACUCUGCGAGAGGAGUUGGGUUUCUGACUGGGCUUUAUGACGAGGGGAUUUUGGUCUGGAGGGAACGAGCUGAGCGCAGUAGGUGAGGAAGUGAUGGACACCUAGGAAACAAGUGGGCUAUUGUCAAGGUAGAUCGAUAGUCACGCGACAAGGAGUUUUGAAG